This is a messenger RNA of Fonsecaea erecta, 5400 nucleotides long. RefSeq lists its product as hypothetical. Gene Ontology annotation, cellular component: nucleus; membrane. The record is from RefSeq and is a predicted model, not a curated record. The transcript is spliced from 10 exons. NCBI's taxonomy places the organism in Eukaryota, Fungi, Ascomycota, Eurotiomycetes, Chaetothyriales, Herpotrichiellaceae. Gene Ontology annotation, molecular function: protein binding; transcription cis-regulatory region binding; metal ion transmembrane transporter activity. Gene Ontology annotation, biological process: metal ion transport; transmembrane transport; positive regulation of transcription by RNA polymerase II. The coding region runs from base 1 to 5400 and encodes 1799 amino acids.
AUGGCAGAUUCUACUGCCCCUUCGGAGCCUCAGCAAGACGGUGGACCUGAUAUCGAAGGAGAUAAGGAAGAUGUUGACGCGAAGCUGUUGGAAGCUGCAAAAGACGGUGACGUUGUGGGAUUAGUUCGCUGUCUUAAAAAGGAGGCAGACAUCGGGACGAAGAACGCGUUUGGUUGCACUGCUCUCCACAUAGCCGCACUGUGCGGGAGUGAAGAAGUUACACGCAUUCUGCUCGCCCGGCACAAUCUAAAUAUCCAUGCGCAAGACGACGAUGGGGAGACGGCCCUAUACCAAGCUGCUGCAAGUGGAAAGGAAAAGAUCACAGAGUUGCUGCUGAAGGCGGGUGCAGAUGUCGGAAUCCAAACCACGGAGGGAGACACAGCUCUCCAUCGAGCAGUGUCAGAAAACCACUUACAAAUUGUCAAACUUCUACUUGGUAAGGGCGAGAGUACGACAAUCAGAAUCACUCGGGAAGAGACGGCUCGGCGUGUGAAUGAAAGAAAUGGUAAGGGUGAGACGGCUCUACAUGUAGCCGCUCAAAGUGGCAAGGGAGACAUCGUCAAGCUUUUACUCGAGUGCGGAGUCGAUGUGAGCGCCUUGAACAAGGAACAAAAAACAGCAUUAUACCAGGCUUUCGAAUGCGAAGAGAUCGACGUUGUCAGACACUUACCUCACCAGGACGACUCGCUCAAAUCCCCAAAUACAGCCGCAAGGAUAGGUCUAGCGUAUGCAACCUAUAGCGGUGAAUUGUCGCUAGUACAGGAGUUGAUAAACAAACUUGUUCCUGAAGAUUCUAAGGACAUGAUUCUCUUGCACUGGGCAGCAGCCGGAGGACAGCGGAAGGUUGCAGAGUUUUUAAUAAAUGAGAGGGGCUUUGAUGUCUCCAAGGAACAUGGACGUUUGACGCCUCUACAUUUCGCCUCUAAAGCUGGGAAAGAAGAGGUUACACGACUUCUUCUCGAUCAUGGUGCCGAUAUCAAUGCGGAAGACGCAACACGCAUGACACCGUUUCACUGGGCUGCCAAAGAAGGCUCUACAAAGGUUGUCGAGCUGCUGUUGAAGACGAAGCAUGUCGCCAUUGAGUCGAGAUCAGAGGAUGGACUAACGGCAUUACAUUGGGCGGCGAGGAUGGGAAAAAAAGAUGUCGUUCAGCACCUCUUGAAUGAAGGCGCGAAUUUCGAUUCAAAGGAUGAUGAUAAAUGCACGCCUUUGCACUGGGCCAGCAUUGAAGGUCAUGCAGAAUUGAUCGGUAUUCUUAUUCAAAAGGGUGCAGACCAUGAGGCAAGACAACGAGAUGGGGGAACGCCAUUGCACCUUGCUGCUUUUAAUAAUCGGACGGACGCCAUUGCACAACUGCUGAAACACAAGGUUGACAGCAAUGCCAGGGACGACGACGAUUGGACUGUCUUACACUGGGCUGCCGCUAAAGGAAGAAAAGAUGCAAUGGAAUCGUUAUUAAAGAAAACAAGCGCAGAGAUGAUUACUGCCGAGGAUAAGAAAGGAAAGACGUCCCUACACCAUGCUUGUGCGGGCGGUUGUUUUGAGGUGGUAAAACUACUCUUGGAUAAAAUGGAUCAAGAUUCGAUCGCUGCUCAGGACGACGACAAGGACUGCGCGCUUGCUGCAGCCGGAAGUAGCUGUGCAAAAGACGUGGUGCAACUUCUAGUAGACCGGGAGGCAGAUUUGACAUCUGCUCCUGGACCUGGGGAAGAAAGGAGCCAAGUCGUCAUGCCAGAGGAGCGGAUCGAGUUGAUUGGAGAAAUGCUGUUGAUGAACAGCAGUUGCUGGAAGAGUUCGACGCGUUCAGCACAAUGCACGAUGCAAUGGGCAGCUCGAAAUGGGAAUCAGGAUCUAUUGAACAAGAUCCUAGAUGUUGAUUCCACUCUUUUGAAGAAACGUAGCCCGCAGGACACGACGCCAUUGUACUGGGCUGUAUUUGGAAAGCAAGAAGAGCUUGUGAAAAUGCUGGCGGAGAGGCUGGUGGGUGAUAAAGGAAAUAUGCUCUCAAAGGAAGAUGGACUAAAAGCACUCACAACUGCUGCGAGGAGGGGAUACAACACAAUCGCUCAGGAUCUACUGCAGAGGAUGUCAGAUCCGCCAGAUCCAGAUGUGGAGACGAACAAAUGGACUCCACUUCACUGGGCAGUACACUAUGACAACACAGAUGUCGUUAAGGAGAUGCUGCUCAAUGGCGCCAACCCCGAGGAGAAAAUCGACAACGGGACAUCGGCUCUUGAGCUGGCUCGUAAAAUGCACAAGGAACUGAUCGAGCGGCUUUUUGAUAGUCCUUUACGGGCCCCUCGAAAGGUCGCUCCUCUAAGUUUUCCAGACACACCAGAGCAAGGGCCAGAACUUGAUGUCUGCGAAGCCUUCACAGCGAAUAUCGUCGAUUUUUAUCUCUCUGAGGGAAUAGACACCACCUCUGAACAACAGAAAAGCGUCUACGACAUCGUAUAUGGAAGGGGACCAGAGAAGAUAAUGUCUGACCAUCUGCGGGUAUGGGGCAUGAAGCAGGUUCAACUCCGAUUCAGGUGGAUCCAUCUUCCGGCAAAUAAUUGGCAUUGGCUUAAGGACCUUGUGCAAAAGAUCUAUAAAGUCAAGAAAAAAACAGAUAAGGAGUAUUCUCGAGUACAGAACUUUAUAGCAGAAAACCGUCGCGACGGGGAACAUCUGGGUGAUCCACACUGCCGGUUCAUGAACGCCGGCCUGCGAUUUGAUCAGAUGGACUUUACCUCCAGUGAAGAGGCAAGCUACAUCUACGCGAAUUGGAGACAACAGACGGUGUCAAAGACAGAUGCACAAUCGAAGGGGCCGGAACUCCCUAAUCAGGAGGAGCCAGAAAAACGGAGAAAACCAAGUCUUCAGGCGCCAGAACGUCAGGAGGGACUCUCCCCGAAAUUUUCAGAAAAGAAAAAUGCCACCCUCGAAAGCUCCGUCAAUGACUACGUCAAAAACUCCGAGUCACAGAUGUCUCGUGCCAACGCAGCCGGUUCUGGCCCGGCCCAAGCAAGGGUCAGGACAGAUGGAACGGGUAAUGAAGAAGUCCCUGGCGCAGCGAAAACCCAAGUCAGAGGCGAGCUAGCUCAAGGGGCUGAGCAGAAGAAGCCCACCCCGUCCACGAAAGCAGGGCAAAGUACCGAGACGACCAAGAAAAGGGAGAAAGAUAGAGUGUACGACACCGGAGGAAUGACUGGCCUGAAGGGAUGCAAAAUGGCAAUUUGGCUACCCUUCGUGACGUCGGAGAGUGUCCAGGGCCAAAAGCAAUGGCGAAAUGCUAUUAGAAUGGUUAAGGAGGCGCAACGACGUCCAGACCCACAUAACCCUGACUAUUCGGAACUCAAAAAAGCUAUAUUGAGUUUAAGCAUCAGCGAAGCCAGGAUACAGCUCAGCAAGGAGAAAAAUCGCCCCAGGGGAGUUACCUCUCCCUUUAACAGCGCUUGCGUGAGGGCGCUAUCAGAAGUUGAAGAUGCUAUAAACAACAUCCAUGAUAAAGCCGCCCCAGCCCCCAAACAGCUGAUUUCUGAUCCAAUGAGCCCAUCAGGGGGUCCUGAAAAGGCCAAACUCGACAAUAAACAGGAAUGCCUUGACAAAGCCAUCAACCAGCUGAAGAAUGGUUUUAAGGAAUAUCUUUCUCUGUCAGUCUUCAGCUGUCUCGAAAGUCUACAAGAGGCUGUGGAAAUCUAUUCUGGAAACCUCGAGACGGUCAAGGAGACGAAACUGCUACAAUGUUAUUUGGGUUUGUCGGAUGAGGACGAUGUCAAAACUCAUCAUCUCCACGUGCCUCGCACCCUGGAUCAAUAUUACUACUCUUCCUUGCCAGACACAAGACGACGCGACGUGGAUCAAGUGGUGCGGCGCUAUCAGAAGGACAAAUGGAGUCGGCUGCGAGGCGAUGAGAACCAACCUGACAAGCAGAGCCAGCCUGACAACCAGAAUGUCUCUCUUUUCCGACGCAUUCUUGACUUGCUACGGUCUAAAUCUUCAGGCUCCGGUGGGAAAAAUACUGGUUCGGAUUCCGCCUCGUCUCCUGAAAAACGCACCCCAGAUGUCGACAGUCAAGAUUUUCGAAUGUGCAUGGUAGACCAAUUAUGGCUUUGGAUCAUUGACGACGAAACCAUCAUUACUUGCUUUCCUGACCGAUGGGGCCAAAAUCCAAAGAAAGGGGCAAGGGCAGAAACUGAGACAGGAAAUGGUGAGGACCGCUUGGUUCGCAGAAUAAGCAAGCACGUCAGCGAAGACCACAAACCGCCAAUUCGAAACGUAUAUCACAUGGCAGCUUUAAUAACGUCGUUUUGUACGGAUUUUGUAGACCAAUGCAAGGUCAAGCCCGAUGGACGACGGGGAUCGAGCACCCUUGAAUCCUUCCUCCAUGUAUUUGCAAACUCUAUUGGUGUCGUGAUGGACAAAGAGGUUCAAUUCUUUGAGGAUUUCAGGCUAGACAUUGCCGCUCGGCACAACAAUACGCAAACAAACCGCGACAGUCAUUCUUCAAAUCUGGAGCUUCGGCUGGACAACGAAAUUGAGCUUCUCGAAGAGAUCAAAGAUAUACGUGAUGAGCUUAACAUUCUUCGGAGCAUUUGUGCUGAUCAAGAUGAUGUGCUGAAAAAGCUCUUUCAACUAGCCACUGUGCAUGAUUCUGAAGGAAAGCGAGAUGACACAAAUGAUCGCAUACUCAACUAUUACCGGCAGCGGAGCAACAUCGACACGCGAAUUGCGCGGAUCAACAAGAUGCAACGAGAUAUCGGAACGGCAUAUGACGCGAUGAAUCAUCUACUGGAUCUCAAGCAGAAGGAUGCAAACAUCCUCGAAGCCGCGGAAGCACGCAAGCAGGCAGCCGCGACGACGCAACAGGGUAGAACAAUUAUGGUUUUCACCAUCGUCACAAUUUUCUGUGUUCAGCUUCCCAUGUCAUUUUUGGCGUCUCUAUACGCAUUGAAUAUCCAAUCAUUCCCGCACGACCAAAGUGACAACGUUAGUUAUCCAUCCGAAUGGAUAUUUUCGAGGAUAUUUGGAACGAGCGCUGCUCUCGCUGUUCCGUUGAUUAUCGUGGCCUUUAAGAUCAAUACAGUCCUAGAUUACUUCGAGAGGUGGAGUCGAGGUGAAGGUAGCAACAACAGCAACAACAAGGGCAACAUCGAGAACAGCGGCGAAAGAAACAGCAACAGUUCCACACCGGAAGACAAGAAACGGGUCACAGAGCAACAAAAUCAUUCACACGGUCGAUUCAAAUCGUAUGUCGACGAAGUUUUCAGACGUGAGAAGGUGGCUCAGGAGUCGGCCAUGGAACGGGGGUUGGCGAACGCCGGCGGGAAGGUUUCCAAGGACGGGGCAAGAAGUCUGGUUGAGCAAGUCAACCCAGGAUCAGAAUCGUCUAUAGCCGAUCGCGAGCGGCUAUAUUAG